Messenger RNA from Drosophila ficusphila, 3349 nucleotides. Its product is annotated as histone-lysine N-methyltransferase 2D. The record is from RefSeq and is a predicted model, not a curated record. NCBI's taxonomy places the organism in Eukaryota, Metazoa, Arthropoda, Insecta, Diptera, Drosophilidae. The coding region runs from base 47 to 3097 and encodes 1016 amino acids. The transcript is spliced from 2 exons.
CAUUGAUCGGUUGGACAUCGAGGGCUCAAGCACGACCACUGUGAAGAUGAAUUUCUUUGGCGCCCUUAUUGCGCUGGCCAUUUGUGCGCUAUGUGGAUUAACCCAAGCGGAUAUAUCACUCAAGUUGCAACAGCAACAGCAGCAGCAGCAGCAGCAGCAACAGGUGCAAGAACCACUGAUUGCCAAGGAGCAAUAUUACAAGACGGGCAGCAGUUUCCAGGAGAGCAACUACGGCAAUUCGGGCUACCAGAUCUUCGAGGUGCACAAUCACUUUGCCGGCGGCAAGGGACCCGCCUACCUGCCCCCCACCCAAGGUCAGAGUUCACAGGGUCACGAUGACAGCCUGGAUCUGUCCUUCCUGAACUUUGCCGAUGCUCCAGCUGCGAAUGUUGCUGCUCCAUCGGCUGCUCCGAUUUCCGUGCCCUUCCCAUCGAACUACCAGCACGAUUUCCAGCGAAAGGCUCCGGCUGCAUCUUCUGGUGGUUUCAGUGGCCCAGCCUACUUGCCACCCACCACUGCCACGCAGCAGCAGCAAGUGCAGCAGCAGCAACAAGUGCAACAGAUUCAAGAAGUUCAACAGCAGCAACAAGUGCAGCAAAUUCAGCAAGUUCAACAGCAGCAAGUUCAAGAGGUGCAGCAGCAAGUGCAAGUGCAACAAGUGCAGCAAAUUCAGCAGCAAGUUCAGCAGAUUCAGGAAGUGCAGCAACAGCAAGUGCAGCAACAACAGGUUGCUGUUCAGAAUCAGGAAUACCAAGCUCCCGGAUAUUUGCCACCUGGCUAUGACUUCGCCAAUCCCGACCAGUUGCCUUUGUCGCUGACACAGAAUGUUGCCAACUCGCAGAGUGUUGCAUCGGUGCAGAAUGUUGCCACUACAUCGAGUGUUGCUGCCGUGCAGCAGCAGCAAGUUGCUGGCGAGUACCGUGCUCCUGGUUACCUGCCACCUGGUUACGAUGAGCCACGUCCUCAAAUCCAAAGCCAAGUCACCUAUCAGCAACCUCAGCAGCAGCAACAACAGCAAUUGCAGCAGCAACCACAGCAGUUGCAGCAGCAACAACCCCUGCAGCAACAGCAACAACAAGUGUAUGUUGCACCCACCCAAGCAACUGUUGUUAAUUCCGGCGAACUUUCCCAGAAUGUUGCAUCGGUGCAAAGUGUUGCUACUGCACAGAGUGUUGCCACGGUGCAGCAAACUGCUGGCGAGUACCGUGCUCCUGGUUACUUGCCUCCUGGUUACGAUGAGCCACGUCAUCAAGUCGAAAGUCAGGUCGCCUACCAGCAACCUCAGCAGCAGCAACAGCAAGUGCUGCAGCAGCAACAACCACAGCAGCAACAGGUGUAUGUUGCACCCACGCAAGCAACUGUUGUCAAUCCCGGCGAACUUCCCGAUGGCUACGACUUCAUCAAACCUGAAAAUUCCGAGGCAGCAAUUGCCGAGUUGCACAGCCUGCAGACGCAAACCAAAUUGCUCAAGCAGCAACAGGAGCAGCAAUUGCUAUUGCAACAACAGCAGCAGCAGCAACAGCUGCACCAACAGCAGCAGCAACAGCAGCAGCAUCAUCACCAGCAUCAUCACCAGCAUCAUCAACAACAGCAACAUCAGCAACAACAGCAGCAACAGGUGGUUGUCCAGUCACAGUUGCAAGUUGCCCAACAACAGCAAUCUACCGACAUUGUGUAUGGUCGUCCCAAGUCGCAGCAGCAGCAACCUUUGGCUCCACAAACCUACCAGCAACACUUCACGGCUCCUGCUUAUCUGCCACCAGCAACUGCUGCUGCUCCCGUUCAUGUUGCGGCUCCUGCUCCCGCUCCGGUUCAUGUUGCAGCUCCCGCUCCAGUUCAUGUUGCUGCUCCCGUUCGCGUGGCAGCUCCUGCCCGUGCUCCCAUUCAUGUGGCACAACCCGCUGUUCAGCCUCAGUUGCAAGUUGCCCAACAGCAGCAAUCGGUUGCUACUCAAUCAACUGUGGCAACUUCCUCGGCUGUGAGCUACCAGCAACACUUUACUGCUCCUGCUUACUUGCCACCUGCAACUGCUCCUGCUCCCGCCCACGUUCAUGUUGCAGCUCCUGCUCCUGCUCCUGUGCGUGUUGCAGCUCCCCUUCCAGCACCUGUACGUGUUGCAGCUCCUGCCCCGGCGCCCGUUCGUGUUGCAGCUCCCGUUGCAGCUCCCCUUCCCGCCCCCGUUCGUGUUGCAGCUCCCCUUCCCGCCCCCGUUCGCGUGGCAGCUCCUGCCCGCACCCCAAUCCACGUGGCAGGACCCGCUCCCCUUGCCAUUUCCCUGCCGGCUCCCGCGCCCACUAAAGUGACCCACCUGCACUCGCUGCGCAGCUACAUGAACACCGUGCAGCCCUUCGCUCGCUACGCGCAACCCGUGCGGCAGCAGCAGCACCACCACAUCCACCACCAGGUGCAGCAGCAAGUGCAACAGGUGCAGCAGCAACAAGUUGUCGAGGUGGCGCCCAUGUACCGCGAGCAAUCGAAGAGGCCGCGUUUCUAUGCCCCAGCCUAUGCCACCAAUGCGGUGGUGCGUCAGCAGCAGCAGCAGCAGCAGCACCACCUGCACCACCACUACCACCACCGUGUGGUGCAGACGCCCCAGAAGCUGCAACCCGUUGUGGCAGCUCCCACUCUCAACCUGAAGGCGCAGCAAUCGCUGCAGAAAUUCAUGCCGAAGGACGUUCAGGUGGCGGUGAAUGUGGCGAUGGCUGCCACCGCACCAGUGGUUGCACCACCCGCACUGCGUGGCAGCUCGCGCGUGCGCACCGUUCAGAUUGUCAAGCCACAUGCCCCACCCAGAACGUUCAAGGUGUUGGAGCAACUCGAUCAGGCUGGCGUGAAAACCAUCAAGAUUCUGGGUGCCACAAAUGAGCAGCCGCAAGGACGCCACCAGGUGGUGCGUGUGGUGACCCAAAACGCGCACAGCGGUGCCGAGAGUCAUGUGCAGACGGUCAAGAUCUACGAUGAGGUGCAGCAACCGCUGCGCCUGCUGCCACAGAAUGUUGCCAGCAGCAAUGGCUACUUGCCACCAGCUCGUCCAAGAGCGCGAAUCGUGCGGCAGGCAUCGAAGCCACUGCGACUCCAUCGCGUUGCAAGUCUUUGAAUGGUGGAGUCACAAUUGGGGUCACCAAGGUCAAUUCCCAGCACUGAUUAGUUGUUAAUUUCAUCAAACUGUUUUCUAUUUUUUUUCUGCCCCUGUUUUUUCUGCCUCAUUUUGCAUGCAUUUCGCCGUCUCCACUGAAAAAAAAAUCCGAAUAGCAAUCGCAUUCGAAGUGAAAUCAUUUGCAUGCAGCAACACACACAACCGAUUCGAAUUUCUUACCUAAUAAAUGUAUACUUAUGUAAAAUAUGUGAA